Messenger RNA from Chlorella variabilis, 1419 nucleotides. RefSeq names its product expressed protein. Bases 1 to 1419 code for a protein of 472 amino acids. The transcript is spliced from 12 exons. The record is from RefSeq and is a predicted model, not a curated record. Lineage: Eukaryota; Viridiplantae; Chlorophyta; Trebouxiophyceae; Chlorellales; Chlorellaceae.
AUGUACAGGCGAACGGGCGCCAGGCAAUCGCCAGAUGGGGAUGUCGAUCCGCUGCUAGUGCUGCCCACCCGCGCAGAGCCGCCCCGGCCCGCCCCUCGGCGGAGGAGCUCCCCCAUCUCAAGCCUUGCCGUUGUGGGGGGCCUGCUGCUGUGCGUCUGGGCCUUCACCACCGGCCACCUGAUCUGGAGCGCCACGCCGCAGCGGGGCGCCUCCUUCCGCCGCGGCGGCGCCGCUGCCGCCGCCGCCCCCUCGCUGCCCGUCGACAAGCGUCGCCUGCCCGACGGCACCUGGGCGCCCACGCUGCUGGUCUACGUCUUCUCCAACACCGACCCCGAGUACCUCAACAACCUCAACUUCUUCGUCAAGUUUGGCAUGGCGGCAGACGACGGCGUGACUUACGUGAUUGUGGUGCAGGAGCAGGAGGGCCAGCCGAAGCCUGACCUGCCGGCUCUGCCCACCAACGCGCGCUACGUCUUCCACAAGAAUGAGUGCUUCGACUGGGGCACCAUCGGCUGGGUCUUCUCCAGCGGCCAGGUCAAUGCAGAGGACUACAAGUUCUUCAUCUUCAUGAACUCCAGCGUGCGGGGGCCCUUCAUCCCGCCCUACGCGCGGAGCGGCACUCGCUGGCACGACCUGUUCUUCAACAAGCUGUCAGACCACGUGAAGCUGGUGGGGCCCACCAUCAGCUGCGAGGGCUCGCCCUGGCAGGGCAACCCCAAGGGCGAGUGGCGCACCAACCCGCACGUGCAGUCGUAUGUGCUGGCGACAGACAAGGUGGGGCUGGAUGUGUGGGUGCGUGACGGCAACGUGUUCACCUGCUGGACCAGCAUGUGGGAUGUCAUCUGGCACGGGGAGCUGGGCAGCAGCCUGGCGCUGCUCAACGCAGGGUUUGGGCUGGACAGCUUCAUGAUGCGGUACCAGGGGGUGGACUGGCUGGACAAGGACAACUGGCGGUGCAACAAGCAGGCCAACCCGUAUGGCGAAAACUACCUGGACGGCGUGUCGCUGAACCCCUUUGAAGUCCUGUUUGUGAAGGAGCGGGUGGUGCAGAACGACUGGUCGUUUGCGGUACAGGCCAAGAAGUACACAGAGUGGAUGGAGGCGCAGGCAUCAGGCAAGCCCGAUGUUGUCAGCAACGUGUACCGGGACGACCCCAAGCCCUUCCGCUACCCGCGCCUGGCGUGGAUGCAGGUCCGUGGCCCCGACUGCUGGGACGAGAAGUACUACCUCCAACAAAACCCAGACCUCAAGCACUACACCACCAAGGAGGAGCUGUGGGGCCACUUCCUGCGGGGCGGCGCGUACGAGGGCCGCGGCUUCCGCUUCACCUGCCCCUACGACCCCAUGGCCGGCCAGCAGGAGGAGGAGCAGGAGCAGCAGCAGCAGCAGCAACAGCAGCAGCAGCAGCAGCAGCAGUAG